Messenger RNA from Betta splendens (Siamese fighting fish), 2795 nucleotides. RefSeq names its product kelch-like family member 41a (gene klhl41a). Bases 123 to 1919 code for a protein of 598 amino acids. Gene Ontology annotation, molecular function: protein binding. The record is from RefSeq and is a predicted model, not a curated record. The transcript is spliced from 6 exons. Lineage: Eukaryota; Metazoa; Chordata; Actinopteri; Anabantiformes; Osphronemidae.
UUAGAGGGGUCUAGUUAUAUUGAUGUGACUUCAGACCUGGCUGCCUAUAGUCUCCUGUUUUCACCAGCAAGGACAGUCUGUUGUGAACAUCCUCAUUUCUAUUCACUUCCUGCUUGAAAAGGAUGGAUCCUCAACGGCUGAGGGAAGAUCUCCGCCUCUUUCAAAGCACUUUGCUGCAGGAUGGACUCAAAGAACUUCUGAAUGAGAAUAAGCUAAUUGACUGUAUCCUAAAGGUUGGGGACAGAAGCAUCCCCUGCCAUCGGCUCAUUAUGGCAGCGUGUAGUCCUUACUUCCGGGAACUUUACUUUGCCGAGGACGUGGUGGAGGCAGACAAAAAGGAGGUUGUCAUAGAGAACCUGGACCCUAAUGUCAUGGAGGUGAUUGUGAAUUACAUGUAUUCAGCGGAGAUCGACAUCAACGAUGACAACGUACAGGAUAUUUUAGCUGCUGCCAAUCGCUUCCAGAUUCCCUCUGUGUUCACAGUUUGUGUGAAUUAUCUGCAGAAGAACCUGUCAAGGAAAAACUGCCUGGCCAUCUACCGGCUGGGACUGAUGCUGAACUGCAUCCGGCUGGCGGUGGCAGCUCGCGAUUACAUUGCCGAUCGGUUUGAGACCGUUUCCAGGGAUGAGGAUUUUUUACAGUUGGCUCCACCUGAACUGUUUGCCAUAAUCGGAGCAGACGCGCUGAAUGUAGAAAAGGAGGAGGUUGUGUUUGAGUCCCUCAUGAGGUGGAUCAGGAAAGACAAAGAGAAGCGUGUGAAGUCCUUAGGCGAGGCCUUCGAGUGCAUCCGCUUCCGUUUGCUCCCAGAGAAGUACGUGAAGGAGAAGGUGGAGAAAGACGACCUCAUCAAGGCUGAUUCUGAGCUCCUGAAAAAACUCAAGGUCAUAAAGGAAGCUUUUGCAGGAAAGCUGCCAGAAAGGAAAAAAGGAGCUGAUGAUGAGGAAGAGGAGGAGGGCAAACUGCCCGGCUACCUGAACGACACCCGCAGGUACGGCAUGCAUGCCAAAGACGUGCUGCUGAUGAUCAGCGACAAUGCUGCCGUGGCCUAUGAUGCUCAGGAGAAUGAGUGUUUCCUGGCAGCGAUGACCGAGCAAAUCCCUCGAAACCACGUCAGCAUGAUAACAAAGAAGAACAAUCUGUAUGUGUUGGGAGGACUUUUUGUCGAUGAAGAGGACAAAGAAAAUCCUCUGCAAUGUUACUUCUACCAGCUGGACAGUCUAGCAGCUGAAUGGACUGCGCUUCCUCCUAUGCCCACCCCCAGAUGCCUCUUUGCUAUGGGAGAAUGUGAAAAUCUAAUUUUUGCUGUAGCGGGAAAAGAUUUAGAGUCCGAUGAGUCUCAUGACACUGUCAUGUGCUAUGACACUGAAAAAAUGAAGUGGUCUGAAACAAAAAAGUUGCCCUUGAAAAUUCACGGCCACUGUGUGGUCUCUGAGAACGGGCUGGUGUACUGCAUCGGAGGCAAAACGGACGACAAUAAAGCAACCAACAAGAUGUUUGCAUACAACCACAAGAAGUCAGAGUGGAAGGAGGUGGCUUCAAUGAAAACGCCCAGGUCAAUGUUUGGAGCAAUUAUCCACAAGGGGAAGAUUAUUGUGGCCGGAGGAGUCAAUGAAGACGGGCUGACGGCUACAUGUGAAGCCUACGACUUUGGAACAAACAAGUGGUCCCCCUUCACCGAGUUUCCCCAGGAGAGGAGCUCGGUGAACCUGGUCAGCUGCGGAGGGCUGCUGUACGCGGUAGGCGGCUACGCCAUGAUGGAGAACGACAACAAAGAGUGUGCACCCACCGAGAUCAUAGACAUUUGGCAGUACGAAGAUGAUAAGAAACAGUGGACUGGAAUGAUCGGAGAGAUGCGUUACGCGGCGGGAGCCUCAUGUGUGUCCAUGCGCCUGAAUGCCACCAGGAUGCCCAAACUUUAAGCAGACACUGACAGAUGUGCUCAUUUAGUGGCUUAUAUGUGAUGAGUGUUGGCAAAUCUUAUGCUUUGUAACAGGCAAGGUUUCCAUAGAAAUAUAUACAAUAAAGUGCAGAUCUGAUAAAACACGAAGCAGUCCACUGAUCUGAAGUAUUUUAUGCUCAACUAUUAUUUGAUGUAAAAACUAAAAAACAAUGUUUACAUUCUCUUAUUAGGUAGAUUUACAUCACCUUUAGACUCCAUGACUGAAUAUAACAACACUUUAUGUAAGGGCAAAGUGGUCCAUUAUUUAAAUAAACAAGGCCUUCAGGAAGAAAGCUCUCUGAAUAUUUUUUUCUUUAGAUAUUCCUUCAAUGCAUCUUGCGUUGAAAGCUCCAUAGAGUUCCAUUCAAAAUGUGGGAUCUGCAAUAAAAAAAACACUAAUUAUAUUCAAUCUCAUAUUUAGAUAGAUGUGGUGCCUGGUGAAGUCCGCUUCAUUGACGUUUCCCACCUGAACAACACGAUAUCCCAGAAUCUCGAGGUGUCUUUUUCUUAUGAGCGUGUAACCUUUCAUGUGAUGCGAGUGUCUGCAGAAGCACUUUGAAUCAAGGAAGUCCACGGCCACUCUGAGAAACAUGUAAAACAGAACGUAAACCAUUUCACUUCAGAGCUCUGGUAUUGUAUUUUUCACACUGAGUUUGUUUCUCUAAAUAAAAAUACCGCUGCGCUCCAGGGGGCAGGUCCUCCCUGCUGUGUUCCACAGACUUCCUCUCCCAGUAGAGCUUUUUUGUGUCAGAAAUGUGGAGUGUGGCUUGAUCACUGUAUGGCAGUGGCUGAAGGUGUUUGUCCAGUUUGCAUUCAAAGUCUGAAAAUACAUAAUAAAAUAAAUUGGUAAAAUAUU